Colletotrichum destructivum is the source of this 1055-nucleotide messenger RNA. RefSeq lists its product as uncharacterized. The coding region runs from base 176 to 1015 and encodes 279 amino acids. Lineage: Eukaryota; Fungi; Ascomycota; Sordariomycetes; Glomerellales; Glomerellaceae. The record is from RefSeq and is a predicted model, not a curated record. The transcript is spliced from 2 exons.
CAGGCCGCCGUACCCACAAAAGCCCGUAUUUCCUCUCCGGUUGAAGAGGGAUCGACGUUUUGCCGGUCUAAUCUUGUAAGUUGUGUUCUUUCUCCAACUCUUGCUGCAGCAUCUGUUGCAGCUGCAGCUCCGAGGCGCAGCGUAGCUCCAUCACCCCUCUUCUACGUGUGUACGGAUGUGUGUAUGUGUCGAAAUCGCCUUCUUCACCGGGCCCCCGUUCAUGACAGCUUCGAUCAACCUGCUACAACGAUUCCAGGCAGUCAAUGGACUAAGCCACUUCAAUGCGGGCGUCCACCUGCUGCCUCUCCUCUUGAGCUCCCCCGCCCCCACUUCCCACGGCGGAAUCCGGACAUCUCGCUACGAGGUGGGACAUCCAGCCUUCCUACCUGUCGUUACUUGGGGCAGAUAUGCGGAUACUGAGCGUUGUCUUCGUCUGCUCUGCGCCUGCUCCGCGGCGCCCGGCGAAUUGAGACGUCUCUUGGGCUUCCCCAGUCUCCAGGUCACGAUGGGAUUCGGCCUUGGCAUGGCAUUGGCCACUCUGCCCAUCUACGUCUCUUUCCUGGCUGACCGGGCGGACCUGGCCAUUUCGAUGAGUGCUGUGAUGCGACACAGGUUCGAACAUUUGGGGGAGCACAUAGGGCUUGGCCGUGGGGUGUGUGUUGUUUCUCGUCAUCUAAAACGCGUCGUCUCACAUUGUGUGUCUGUGCCAGCGCUGAUUCGUUUUCUUUUUUUACACGUCUACUGCAAUACUACCAUUCUCAACAGCCAUAUCGCAUACGGCCUCCCACAAUCCUUCGACCCCUCCCCCCUUUCGAGAUGGGGGCCAUAUCGAACUCGGUCCAGUUCAUCGAAACUCUGCCGUCCCCCCACACAGACUACCGUCCGAUCCGAGUUCAGCGAGGGCUACAGCGCACAGCUUCGCGCCGUCCUGUACAUCAGCGCAGUCGCCCUCAUCUCCACGACGCUGGCGUGGGACAUAAACCUUAAACGAGCUCGUGACAUGGCGGGGUAUUAGUCUGGUCCGACACAUUGGAUUGCUUUCCGGCCUCCUACAC